Molecule: messenger RNA, 6099 nt
Organism: Ostrea edulis (European flat oyster)
Lineage: Eukaryota; Metazoa; Mollusca; Bivalvia; Ostreida; Ostreidae
Exons: 4
Coding region: 92-5077 (1661 amino acids)
Source: RefSeq, a predicted model, not a curated record
AUUAGGACAUGUAUUUCGUUAUGCGGAGGAUAUCAGGUUGGACGUUAGUUAAUUCUGUUUGUUAAGAUUUCCCUCCUUAGCUUUGGACAGGAUGCUGUUCGAAUUUCUCCUUGUAAUUCCUAGCCUGCUUCAUCUGGGUUCAAGUCAAGGUGAAAGAGAUCCUAUGCAAUCUGCAACCCCUGAUCCACUGGAAGAGUUGUUCGGUCAAGGACGGAACAAAAAAGAGGAAUCUUGGUCCAACAAUUUACUGUUUGGAGACGUGAACCUAAACGAAAUCUCCAACUCCUUAGUUUCUACUCCUCCCCCACUCCUUAGUAUCAACAAUCGGGGAAAUUCUAAUCAGAAUUCAUUACCAUCAGGACUCUCCUUCCUGAACGGUGGAGGAUCAUUUUCCGGUUUCCUUGUUCAGGAUACAAAUCCCCCACCCGUAGAUCAGUCCAAUACGGGUGGAAAUGGAUUGAUGAAUAUACCACCAAUGCCUAAUUUCGAUCAAAUGGGAUUGGAGAGUGUUCUAGACAAAUUUCUUCCAGUCGACGGAUCGGUCCGACUGCCACCUCCCUCCAACGAACCAAUCAUUCAUUCCCGAGAAAAUGUACCAAUACCGUCGAUCGGCCAACUGGGAAUUGAUACUGGUGGUUUAUUUGGUCAAGGCUUAUUUUCUUCAGGUGCUGGAAGUUUAUCUAACACGCCCAUAUCGUCAUCUGGAUUGGGGGAUUCACUUCCAGGAUUAACAAACAACAACAACAACAACAAUCAAAUAGAUUUAGUGAAUACUCCAUCUGAAAGUCCUCCAUUAAUUCAAUCCAACUUAGCACCUAAGACUGUUCACUCCCAACCAGAAAGAAGUGCAGAUCAAAAAGCAAUCGAUCAAUUGAUCUGGGAUAGUAUGAUUCCGCCUCUACCCAAAGACAGAAAACCAAUAGAGGUUUUCCCAAGGAACGAACCUAAAAUUGUUCACUCCCAGCCAGAAAAAAGUGCAGAUCAAAAAGCAAUCGAUCAAAUCUUCUGGGAUAUUCCGUCUCUACAGACAGACAGAAACCCAACAGAGGCUUUCCCAAGCAACGAACCAACACCAAAACCAAAACGAAACAAAAAAUCAAAGAAAAGAAAACCUUUAUUGCCUCUUCUGCCACCAUCACCAACUCGAAAAUCUUCCCACAAAAUGCCUUCAGCGCCCAGGCACAAUCCCAAUAAGAAAGAUGAGACCAAUCGUAUUACAAAAGAUAUUUUAUUGGAUAAUAUACCCAGCAUUGACCAACUAGGUAUAGAUUUAGGAAAUACAUCACCAACCUCGCCAAAACCUUUUCACAUCAACGAUAAUAAUCUGUUGGACAAUAUUCCGUCUAUCAAUCAGUUAGAAAACGAUUUAUUUGGAAGCGGUAUCAAAAAUCAAGGAACACAAACGAAUCAAAACGUUGUUCCCACAGAACCAUCUAGUGUUGGAAACAAAUUUCAAUUCCCUGAUCAGUUUAGUGGCGGUAACCGACAUGAUUCCUCUGCAAAGAAAAACAAACAGAACGACUCCAUGUCCCCUAUUCAAACAGCGGGAAGUCAGAACUUGACGAUUGCAGACCCUGAUACAAAUUCAACAACUUUAGAAAACAUUUGGAAUAUUUUAGUGAUUGAAAUACCCGACUUGCUUAAGAUAACUGGGGAAGAUGUUCCAUCUGAAAAGCCUAAAAGCAACAGUAUUGAAGACCUUUUAGGAAUCUCAGCAAAUGAUAUCGAUUCUUUUAAUGCAAAUCACAAUCCGACAAUACCUCAGGAAACCAAACCUCGAACACCAUUGCAGAAUACAACUCCAAAACCAUUGCUUCCUGUCUUUUUGCCUACUAAAACAUCGCCAACUGUAUACGUCCCUCCCACCACUGUGGCAUCUUUGAUCAAUAUGCCAACAACAACCACAACACUUCCACCAAUGAUUGUAUACACAACACCUCCAACAACAACACCACGUCCAACAACGCUACCACCCACAACAACAACACCAUCUACAACGACAUCAAUACUCACAACACCACAACCAAUUGUGUAUAAUACACCGACUACAGAUAUCUAUUUAUUACCUACAAACCAACCGCUGCCACCAGACAUUUAUGUUCCACCCACAUUGCCUUCUUUUGAAAAGACUACCACACAGAUAAAACACGUGACAAUUGACUUCAAAAUUAAUGAUCAAGAUAAAAAGAAAUUACCUACUUCUAAAGACAAUGGAGGAGGUGAGCUUCCCUUUUCAUCUGGUGAUUUACUCCCUCCAUUUGAUUUAACACAAUUAACUUUGCCUCUGGAUAUAAUCAUGGAUUCUAAUAAAACGAAAUCAGCAAAUAACAUUAACCCCAUGGUGUUGCCUUCCGAACCAGAACUACCAUUUACAACCCCCUUUUCAAUUCUUAGUAUUGCUCCGUCAAUUCCAGAUAGACAACUAGAACAACCAAAAUUCGAAGACUUGGGAAUUUAUAAUGAUAAUAACGAAAGGAAUCCUUUUACUCAGAUAAUGUCUAAAGAAUCUCGGUUGCCAAAUCAAGAUUAUACCAUAUUUGGAGGAAAUCCUAAAGAUAAUGAACAAACCAUGAACACACAAUCGCGAGCUAUUGGAUUGGAAUCUCUAUUUGGAAAUCUUGGAAAUAAUAUGAAAGAACAAAGCCAUAUAAUAAACGCUGAUAGAUCGUCAAAAGGAAACAAGCAAUUCCAGCAGAGUGGUAACGAAGUUGGGAGGGGUGCAAAUAGUCAUUCAAAUUCACUGAUGGAACCAUACACACCAACUACAACAGCGAAACCACAUUUCCCGGGACUCGAAUCUUUGAUAGGUGAACAGAAGGAGGAAGUUAAGCCGACAACAAUGUCUAUUCCCAAACAUCCCUCAUUGGAUCUUCAGAUCCUAGAUGGUAUGAAUAAAGACAGUAACCAUGAACAACAAAUGGAGUCCAUCAAAGAAGAACUAUUCAUGAACAACAUAAAACAUAACGAGAUAAAUUCACUGAUGGAACCAUACACACCAAAUACAGCAGCGAAACCACAUUUCCCGGGACUCGAAUCUUUGAUAGGUGAACAGAAGGAGGAGGUUAAGCCGACAACAAUGUCUAUUCCCAAACAUCCCUCAUUGGAUCUUCAGAUCCUAGAUGGUAUGAAUAAAGACAGUAACCAUGAACAACAAAUGAAGUCCAUCAAAGAUGAACCAUUUAUGAUCAACAUAAAACAUGACGAGAUCAAAGAUGUUCCUCCACUAGAUAUUGAUGUUUUUGGGACUGGAUUUGAAGAUUUAAAGAUACCCCUUUCCACACCUACUCCGCUUACUUCGACACUUCCAUUUCUUCCUCCCCAUGAUUUUCUGAGCGCCGUAAAUAACGCUGAACAUGAGCCGUGGAAUGUUUUUUCUGAGGGUGAAGGGUUUGGUAACAGUGAAACAGGAAUAAUCUCUACACUAUCACCUCUAAUGCAGAAUCAAGAUCAAGUGAAACGCAUCAUUGAUUCUGGUCCAAAACAUAAUGACCAAGCCUUCGAAAACUCUGUACCAAUUCCAAGAUCACUUCAACGAAAUAACCAACUCCCGUUUGUUGCACCUACCUCAGAAGCUUCGAAGCAUUUUCUCUUCCAUGACCAACUUAAUGGCGGUAACAUUCGAUCUCAUAAUAUAUUUAACACACAGUCCACCACUCCUAAAACCACUACAACGGAUGUUAAACCCAAGAAACCUAAUAUUUUGGUGAUAGAUAUUGUUAACAAACCGGCAGAUAAAACAGGUAUUCAAACAGGGCAAAACAGACAAUUAAGUUUACAUAAUACAAACAAUGUAGCAAACACACAACAGGAUUCGAAUUCAAGAAGUAUUGGAAUCAUUCCACAAGGAACGAGGCAAUCAUUUGGAACUGAUAACUCAGCUUUUCAAAGAAUACAGCAAGUUACGCCAACACCAAACAGAGCGACUACGCCAUCCUGGUUGGCAGCGACUAUUUUAGCAAUAAGAUCUCGUCUGAAUCAACUUAGAGCCCUGAGAAACAACAGGCAAAAUAACAGAAACAACAACGGUCAAAAUGCUGCAAGGAAUCAUAUCGCAAAUGAUAACUCAAAUCGAAGACAAAGUGUUACUUUGCCAUCUAUCUUAACUUUGAAUCAAAGAAACAAUGAUCCAUCAAUCCAAAAUCGGGUUCAAAAUCGUUUGAUUCAAAAUGGAAAUCUGCACAACGUCAAUACUCAACGUUCAAUUGGAAACGGAUUUCCGUCUCAAGUUAAUUUCAAUAAUUUUCAAUUUGCAAACAGAGCUUCGUCUCAAAACCAACCGCUUGUGGGUGCUCAACAAACUGCAAUUCCUCGGAAUGCUCCUCAACAAAGAACUCAAUUUCAGAUCCCAAAUAAUCAGUUAAACCAACAAAAUACACCGCCAUUCAGGCAACCUAGUGUUCAACCCACUCAGAGUAUACGACAAUUACCGUCAUCUGGAACACAGAACUCACAAACACCGCAAAACGGAGUGACACAGGCUGAAACAGAGCUUCUUAGACAGCAAUUCCGUCAGCGUAUUCAACGAGUUAUUAGAACGCAACUUCUUCGUAAUCUAUUGAUACGUCGUUUGCAAGCACUAAGAGCCCAAAGAACAAACAACGCACAACAGACUAGAAACCAGCCGAUCUGGCGAGUUCCGACAUCAAGUAACAAUAUGAAUAUCAUGAAUGCCAAUAAUGCAAUAAAUUUGAUACGUCAAGCCAGACAGCGUGCAUUAACAGCAUCACAACAACAGCAUCCGAAUAACCAACCAUCUUCUGAUUUGUCUAGAAACGCUUUUGAAAGAUUUCCGAAUAGAAACUUUCAAAACGUUGGUUUCCGUCCGAAUCAGUUUGGAAGACAACAAACAACACAUCCUGUCAAUCUUUCAAGGCUUUUGCAAACCAACAGAGGGCUAAUAAAUAAUCGUAUUGGUCAAUCAUUCCAACGACCGGUGUCAAAUGGAACGAAUGGAAAUAAUGUGAACAGGAAUCCACGCCUAGAUUUAUCACAACUUCCCUCAGAGUUAGCGCUUCGGACUCUACAAAAUCUUAAUCUUCAACGAACACGUGGUGUUCGACAAGAUUUCCCUUGGUAAAGCAAACAGCUUUAAAUUUCUUAUGUGAUCUUAGAUAUGGACAGCUUCAAGGUCCCUUAGAUGUUUGACAGCUUCAAGGUCCCCAGGAUGUUUUGUUUGAUGCCGUCCACUAUAGGAAAUACGGAAAAUCAACUGUUUGUUGCUGCUUGAUGAAAUCCAUAUUUAUCGCAAUACCAAAUACAAAGAAAAUUGAAAAGAAGUGUUUAGUGAAAAAACCAAAAACAAACGAAAACAACAGUUUCCUGAUCUAGAAGGCAGGCAGACAAUUUAUAUAUAUCUCUCUUCAUAGAUGAUGAAGAUUUUGUCCAUGGAUUGAUAAAGGCACGUAAUCCGUACAUAAAGAGAAGUGGUUAUUCAAGUGAUGAAAUGCCUGAAACGGCCAACUAAACCUUUGUAUGUUGGUGUUGUUAACUGUUUUAACCCAUGUUGUCAAAAUUGUUUUGUUUAGACAAUAAUAUUCAUAUUUGGUACUCUGCAGGGUGCUAUAAUAAUUUUGCAGUUCUUGAUUGCUUAUGUGUGUGUGUGUGCCACUGUGUAUGUAUGUGUUAGAGAGCGAGAGUUAUAUACAUCAUUUGAUGACUGUAAAUAUAAAUACUCUAAUUUAUAAUUUUGUUUAACUACAUGGCGUUUGAAUACACAUCAAAACCCCUGAUUUUUCUUUAUACGUAUGUGUGUAUUCUUAGAUUUUGAUAUUUGUUUUUGAGUUUCAUAAAUACACAUAUGGUGUCGUCUUAAAAAUCACAUUUGUUUCCUUAAUACAUAACAACCGGAUACUAUGUACUGAAAAAAAAACUCAGCAGCGUUUAAUUGCUUUGAUGAAUCUUAAACCAACCUCAAUAUACUCUUGAAAAGGCCAGAGAUGAAAUGGGAUGAUUUUCAAAAACAAAAAAUAGAUGGGGAAAAGAAAUACAGUAGUGUGAUUAAGCUUACAAGGCAUCAGUGGAAAUGAAAUGUCUCGGUGAAAAAGAAAUGUUUGAGAUCGAAAAAGUUUGUUUGGAAUGUAAAAUGAAAUUAUUCUACAA